UCCGUCCCUGAAAACGGUCUUCGCUCUUUCCGCAUGCGGUGGUUGAUUGAUGGCUUCCACUAAAGAGUCUGCUUCAGGGUCCGGUUCUGCUAUGGCCUCUACAGGUGGUACUUUGGACUCUCCCGUCAAACAGAUUCAAAUAGAAGGACUGGUGGUGUUGAAGAUAAUCAAGCACUACCAGGAAGAGGGCCAGGGCAGUGAGGUGGUGCAGGGGGUCCUGCUGGGGCUGGUAGUGGACGACCGGCUGGAGAUCACCAACUGCUUCCCCUUCCCUCAACAUACCGAAGAUGAUGCAGACUUUGAUGAAGUCCAGUACCAGAUGGAGAUGAUGCGCUCUCUGCGCCACGUCAACAUUGACCAUCUGCAUGUGGGCUGGUAUCAGUCCACCUACUACGGCUCCUUCGUCAGCCGAGCGCUGCUCGACUCCCAGUUCAGCUACCAACAUGCCAUCGAAGAGUCUGUUGUUCUCAUCUACGACCCUAUAAAGACGGCCCAAGGCUCUCUGUCCCUCAAGGCCUACAGGCUUACCCCAAAGCUAAUGGAGAUCUGCAAAGAGAAAGACUUCACACCUGAGGGUUUGAAGAAGGCGAACAUUGGCUUUGAGCAUAUGUUUGAGGAGGUGCCGAUCGUGAUCAAAAACUCACACCUCAUCAGCGUGUUGAUGUGGGAGCUUGAGGACAAGUCCACGGUCUCUGACAAGCACGAACUGCUCAACCUCUCCAGCAGUAAUCAUUUGGAGAAAAGCCUUCAGCUUCUGAUGGACAGGGUGGAUGACAUGAGUCAGGAAAUUGUCAAGUAUAACACCUACAGCCGCAACCUGAGCAAGCAACAGCAGCAGAAGCACCAGUACCUCCAGAGGCGGCAGCAGGAGAACGCCCAGCGUCAGACCAGAGGGGAGGCCCCUCUGCCCGAGGAGGACAUCAGCAAAAUGUUCAAACCUCCCCAACCGCCACCCCGCAUGGACACGCUGCUUAUUGCAGGGCAAAUUAACAACUACUGCCAGAACGUGAAGGAAUUCACCUCGCAGAACCUCGGGAAACUGUUCAUGGCGGAGGCUCUCCAAGGGCACAACUAGAGGAGAGGAAGAAAGGAACGUGAAGGAACCUACAGAAAGGAGGAAGGAAAGAGGGUGGAAUAAAGAACUUUUCUAACAGAGGUGCACGUCUCCUGUAAAGCCACCUGUGGUGUGGAGGAGGACUGUGUCACUGUUUCAUUCAUUCGUUUGUUUUACUAAUUGGCAUUGAGGACCAUUUGAUUCAGAUUUGAAUAAAACUCUUGCAGCUGCUGUG
This is a messenger RNA of Thalassophryne amazonica, 1289 nucleotides long. Its product is annotated as eukaryotic translation initiation factor 3 subunit H. The coding region runs from base 50 to 1075 and encodes 341 amino acids. Gene Ontology annotation, cellular component: eukaryotic translation initiation factor 3 complex; eukaryotic 43S preinitiation complex; cytosol. Lineage: Eukaryota; Metazoa; Chordata; Actinopteri; Batrachoidiformes; Batrachoididae. The transcript is spliced from 8 exons. Gene Ontology annotation, molecular function: protein binding; translation initiation factor activity; metallopeptidase activity. The record is from RefSeq and is a predicted model, not a curated record.